GGUAAAGUGUCGGCAGAGAGCUUUACUGAAGCUGAAAAGCAUCCUGAGUAAACUGUGCCUUUAACAUGGUUCUUAAAGGUGUUGGGCUUAGAGUCGCUCUGUUAGAGGGCUGUUUCUCCCUAGUAUGUAGUGUAGCUUUAAGGGUUUGUUGGGAGAACAAUGGCCGAAACGAGGAAAGUGGGACUAUGGGCGCUUGGUUUGUUUUAGUUUUUAUUGGCAUUGUUGUCCUGCUUUGCAGAUCGGGAGCGACAGUGCCGUUACAGUAAUUCAGUUUCCACUCUGUGUCACACAUUAAGAUAUAAUGGAUCCAGGCUGUGCUGUCGUUCAUUUGGACUUCCCUGAAGUUACUAACUCUCUCUUGGAGAACUUGAACCAGCAAAGGAUUGAUGAUAAGCUUUGUGACAUCACCAUAAUUGUUCAAGGACAUGUCUUCAAAGCCCAUAGAGCAGUGUUGGCAGCCUCCUCGCCUUACUUUCAUGACCAGGUUCUUCUGAAAAACAUGACUUCAGUAGUGCUUCCUAGUGUAAUGGACCCUGUGGCAUUUGAACAUGUCUUGGGUUCUGCGUACACUGGAAAGCUGAGUAUGCAGUCAGAGGAUAUUGUAAAUUACCUAACAGUAGGUAGUGUUCUGCAGAUGUGGCACAUUGUUGACAAAUGCACUGAGCUUCUAAAAGAAAACAAAAGCACAGCAAGGACUCAUUCAAGUCGGACCAGUGAGAACCAGUCUCCAAGCAGCAGCAAUUACUUUAGUCCACGAGAUACAACAGAGCCUGCAGUGAGUGAGCAAGGCAAGUACAACAGAGUAGACAGGGAUGGCUUGGAUGCCAGUGAUGACUUUGUGACUUUUCAGCCACCAGGUGCAGCUGACAAACCUGUGCGUGGUAGUGACUCUGUGACCAACAGUGAGAAACUUGUGGUUGAAACAGAUGAAGACAUAAGUGACAGUGCUAGUGGGUCUAGCAAGUGGCCAGUUUAUGUUCAGCCCAGCAUUAUGCCACAGAAAAAGUGGGUUUUUAUCAAAAAGGAGAGGUCUCAGGAAGACCUUGUGUUGACCUGUGAAGAGGAUGAAGAUCCUGUUGAGCAUACCCCAUUAACAAGGUCAAAAGAUGGUUCAGAGCAACCACUGAGCAUUAGUAAUGUGCGUACUCUGUCUGCAGGAAGUGUGCAGGACAAGUCUGAUAUUCACGAGACUCAGAAGCUUGAAGAACAAGUCAACUUCUGUGAGUCUUCAGAUGACUUCUCAUAUGAACAGAUUGAUGAAGUCCCUAGCCAGUUCUCCCAGAGAACUUUACUGCCUAUGGAUAUGCAAGGGAACCAGAUUAUGGUGUAUCCGCCACGCUCUUCCUCUGAACAUGGUGCUGUGUCUCUAACAGCAAAUUCCGUGGACAGUACCAAAAUUUUCUUGUGUCACUGUGGAAAAACAUUCACUCACAAGAGCAUGCGGGACCGUCAUGUUAAUAUGCACCUUAAUCUUCGUCCAUUUGACUGCCCAGUUUGCAAUAAGAAAUUUAAAAUGAAGCAUCAUCUAACAGAACACAUGAAGACACACACAGGGCUCAAACCAUAUGAGUGUGAGGUCUGUGGAAAGAAAUUUAUGUGGAGAGAUAGCUUCAUGCGGCACAAGGGACACUGUGAAAGACGACACCGUACAGCGUCAAAACAGGAUGACAUUGUGGCACUGGAAGACUAUCAUGCACAGCAGUACCGUUCAUCUUUUAUACAAGAUGAAGUUGAAGUUAUGGAAGACUUCCCUGGCCAACAGUCAGGCAUUACAGUUGAAGGAACUAACACAGCACCUGCAUGAUGAUCAUUAGGCAACCUUCUGUAUAUUAGCAAAGGGUCAUAGAGUUUGGGGGGCAGUGUGUGUGUGUUGUGUACAGUAUUGCAUCAGGACCCAUCCCUGUGCACAGCUUCCAAAAGGGUUUAGCAGUAAAGCAGAAGUCCUUACAUCAUUGUUUCCCCAUGACAGCUUAAAUAGCUUAAUCUGGCCUCACCACAGACAUUUGAGUAUUUUUUAACAAAAUUGCUUGUUACUGUUUUCUGAAAGAAAUGAGAGAGAAAAAAAGCUGGAAGAUGAGCAGAAUUAAAUGUAGUAGUUAGCCCCUCACAGUUUUUCUUCCAAAAUGUGGUUUACGAAAGAAAUGACAUGCCAAACAUUCCAUUUAAAUUGCGGUAUUAAAAGUUUUAGUUUUGAAUUUAAAAUAAUUAUGAUGCAUAUGUUUUGGGCAUAAGAGAAUGUUACCCCAUAGACACAGUGACUGCCUUAUGUGAGGUGCUGUAGUUUAGUAUGAUUUUGCAGCACAGAAAAGCACUUUCAGCCACCAGUAAAAGCCAGAUUGAAUAAGGGACAUAUCUUAGUGAGAGAAUGGGACUGCAGUUAAUUUCAGGAGUUUGUAUGCCGUAUUGACACAUUUAAAACUAUGAGGUUGUUUCAGAUUAAUGCAUCUUAUUAAUUUAUAGUAUACAGCUUAAUACCAGGUGUUGGUAUUCAGAUGUUGCUGUGUGCCUCCUGUGGAGUGCCGCUACAUUGUCGCACCACUGAAGCUUAUUUUGUGCCUAUCCUUUUAUCUCUAGACUUAGUGCAGAAACAAAUUCCGAUUCUAGAAUUUUUUUUUUUUUUUUUAUAAUUUGACAGCUUAAGGAAGAUUUUUCUAGUUCUCUAUCGGAUAGAGUUGAAUAUGCUCUGAGCAUUUUGAAAUACCACUUCAUGAUGCAUCCUGUUUGUCCUUGACACAGAUGGCAGGCCCCUUACCGAAGAUAAAAACUUACCUAAAGAGCUUCAUUGACCAUUCUGAAGUCUCCCAUGCAAUGCAAGCUGGAAGGAUUUGCAUUGGGCUUGUGUACUGCACAGUUUGAUGAGACAACAGAUGUCUUAUUUUGGCAUCAUUGGUCUUUGAGCCCUGUUAUGUCUGAGAAGGAUGUAGGUGUGCAGGUUCUGAAGGGUUAUAGAGAUAAGAACGGUGAUUUGUACUUAAAGCAUUAAAGUCAUAUGUUUAAAAUGUUUAUUUCCAGGUAAUUAAUGGUACUUUUAAUGCAGAAUUUGGUUGGAGUUACCCAUAUUAGCUUUCAAAAAGUGCUCUUAAUGUGGCCACUACUUCUGUUAUUUCAAGUGCAUAGUAUGUUUAACCGGUCUGAAAUUAAUUCUCUUAGUAACCUAAAUGCGAAUUGGAGCAGUUUUAUAAAAUGGGUGAAAAUAUUGGAAAGGAUGGGAUUUAUGUUAUUAAAUGGCAUUUUACCACA
Messenger RNA from Protopterus annectens (West African lungfish), 3240 nucleotides. RefSeq names its product zinc finger and BTB domain containing 22 (gene ZBTB22). The coding region runs from base 302 to 1804 and encodes 500 amino acids. Gene Ontology annotation, molecular function: DNA-binding transcription factor activity, RNA polymerase II-specific; protein binding; RNA polymerase II cis-regulatory region sequence-specific DNA binding. The record is from RefSeq and is a predicted model, not a curated record. The transcript is spliced from 2 exons. NCBI's taxonomy places the organism in Eukaryota, Metazoa, Chordata, Ceratodontiformes, Protopteridae. Gene Ontology annotation, biological process: regulation of transcription by RNA polymerase II.